Arvicola amphibius (Eurasian water vole) is the source of this 973-nucleotide messenger RNA. It is a transcript of the gene Borcs7, whose product is annotated as BLOC-1 related complex subunit 7. Gene Ontology annotation, cellular component: BORC complex. Lineage: Eukaryota; Metazoa; Chordata; Mammalia; Rodentia; Cricetidae. Bases 142 to 555 code for a protein of 137 amino acids. The transcript has 5 exons. The record is from RefSeq and is a predicted model, not a curated record.
GGGUUGCUCUUCUGACUCUAAACUACAGAUUCACCUAAAUUAUGUUAUAUCCGCUGCAGGCUGGCUUGCUUAGACCCUGUCCUUUCAUUUUCAUCAACUGAACACUUUAAGUCACUUUGGAAAGCAGGUUGAGCUAAGCGCAUGCGGUCCUUCCUCUUUGCAGGAUUGGACGCUUUGCGUCUCUUUUGGCCCCAGGGACUCGCCGUCGUCCGGCUGCGGCGUUCGCGGGUUGAGACGAUGGCGACUGGGACGCCGGAUUCGCAAGCACGAUUUGGUCAGUCGGUGAAGGGGCUUCUCACCGAGAAGGUGAACACCUGUGGGACCGACGUGAUCGCGCUCACCAAGCAGGUGCUGAAAGGCUCGCGGAGCUCGGAGCUGCUGGGUCAGGCGGCUCGAAACAUGGUUCUACAAGAAGAUGCCAUCUUGCACUCAGAAGAUAGUUUAAGGAAAAUGGCAAUAAUAACAACACAUCUUCAGUACCAACAAGAAGCUAUUCAGAAGAAUGUUGAACAGUCACCUGACCUGCAGGACCAGUUGAGUCAUUUACUGAAGUAGCACGCUAGAACAGGAAUUGGCUGCUUUGCCCCAUGCUGAGGAGGACCUCUCUUACAUAGUCAUCACACUGUGUGCUUGGUUUCCAUUUUCUUCUCCAAAAAUUCACCUGGAAGAGAUUUGUGAAGAGGAGCCAGGUGACUGAACUUGGAAUCACUUCUUUUGGUUUUUUUUUUUGAGACGGUUUCUCUGUGUAGCCCUGCCUUUUUUGGAACUCACUUUGUAGGCCAGGCUGGUCUGGAACUCAGAGAUUCGUCUGCCUCUGCCACCCAAGUGCUGGGAUUAAAGGUGUGUGCCACGACCAUCUGGCCUUGGAAUCACUUCUUAAAUGAUUAACCCAUACUCUUAUCAGAUAUUUAAGUUGUGUUUAAUUUUCGUCAUUAGCACUGAAAAUAAAAGACACCUUAGCUUGCUAAACACU